AUGUCCCAACAAGGUUCCGUGCGGAAACGGAAAGACGGCUCUGUUGUUGGGAAAGCGAAAGAGCCUGCGGCAACUGGCAUCGCAGCUCUUCGAGAACCCGACCUCGAUGCGUUAGUCAAGGCGAAUAUGGAGAUCAAGGCCCCGGGUGUAGAAUGGAACUACCGGAUCGCACUCACACUCAUCACGAUCUUGGCCUUCGUAACACGAUUCUGGGGCAUCAGUCACCCCAACGAGGUUGUCUUCGACGAGGUGCAUUUUGGCAAGUUUGCGUCCUAUUAUCUCGAACGAACAUACUUCUUCGAUGUUCACCCUCCUUUUGGAAAGCUUCUCUUCGCCUUGAUGGGUUGGUUCGUGGGCUAUGAUGGACACUUCCACUUCGAGAACAUUGGCGAUUCCUACAUUAACAACAAGGUUCCAUAUGUUGCAUUCCGCGCAAUGCCCGCUCUUAUGGGGGCUCUGACUGUACCGGUAGUAUUUGACAUUAUGUGGGAAUCCGGCUACACACUCCCGGCCUGCAUCCUCUCAGCCUGCCUGGUUCUCUUCGAUAACGCACACAUUGGACAAACGCGCUUGAUUCUGCUCGAUGCUACCCUCGUCUUUGCAAUGGCUUGCAGUCUGCUGUGUUACAUCAAAUUCUACAAGCUCAGACACGAACCAUUUGGAAGAAAGUGGUGGAAAUGGCUCCUUCUUACAGGCUUCGCCCUAAGCUGUACCAUUUCGACGAAAUAUGUCGGUGUAUUCUCGUUUGUCACAAUUGGAUCGGCUGUUGCAAUUGAUCUCUGGGAUCUUUUGGACGUUAAACGGCGCCAGGGUACGUUGAGUUUGCCUGAGUUCGGUCAACACUUUGCUGCCCGUGCCGUUGGUCUCAUUAUUAUUCCGUUCUUCUUCUACCUCUUCUGGUUCCAGGUCCAUUUUGCCAUCUUGAGCAGGUCUGGUCCUGGCGACGACUUUAUGUCCCCUGAAUUUCAGGAGACUCUAAGCGACAAUGUUAUGACAGCUAAUGCAGUUACGAUUGACUACUACGACAGCAUUCAAAUCAAGCAUAAGGAAACCCACGGUUAUCUGCACAGCCACCCGGACAAAUAUCCACUCCGAUACGAUGAUGGCAGAGUCUCAAGUCAGGGUCAGCAAGUCACCGGAUACCCAUAUGCGGAUGCAAACAAUCACUGGCAAAUUCUUCCCCUUCAGGGCGGCGAUGAAGUGGCUGGCCGUCACGUGAAGAAUAAUGAGAUUGUCAGACUUCGACACAUCGUCACCAAUACCAUGCUCCUCUCCCACGAUGUUGCCUCGCCAUACUACCCAACAAAUCAGGAAUUCACUACCGUAUCUAUGGAAGAUGCUUUAACUGAUCGCUUCAACGACACCCUAUUCGAGAUCCGAAUCGAAAAUGGAAAGCAGGGUCAAGAAUUCAAGAGUCUCUCGGGUCAAUUCAAGCUUAUCCAUAACCCGAGCAAGGUUGCAAUGUGGACUCACACAACUCCCCUCCCGGACUGGGCCUACAAGCAACAGGAAAUCAACGGAAACAAGAACCUCGGCCAAAGUUCCAACAUCUGGUUUGUGGAUGAAAUCCCAUCGAUUCCUAAGGACAAUCCACGUUUAGCGAAACAGGAACGUAAAGUCAAGUCCUUACCCUUCCUCCAGAAAUGGUUUGAGCUGCAACGAGCUAUGUUCUACCACAACAACGCCUUGACCAGCAGCCAUCCAUAUGCCAGCGAGCCUUUCAUGUGGCCAUUUUUGUUGAGAGGAGUGAGUUUCUGGACUCAGAACGAUACCAAGCAACAAAUUUACUUCCUUGGCAAUCCUAUUGGAUGGUGGCUUGCUAGCAGUCUUCUCGCUGUCUUCGCUGGCAUCCUCGCGGCUGAUCAAUUAUCACUUCGCCGUGGUGUUGAUGCACUAGAUGAGCGUACGCGAGCACGUUUAUACAACUCCACCGGUUUCUUCUUCCUUGCGUGGGCGACUCAUUACCUUCCAUUCUAUCUCAUGGGUCGUCAAUUGUUCCUUCAUCACUACUUGCCAGCUCAUCUGGCUUCAGCCUUAGUGACGGGCGCACUCCUCGAAUUCAUCUUCAAUGUGGAGCCCAUUCUUGAUGAUGCCACAAUGAAAGCCCAAAAGAAACUUACUGGCCUUAAGAAGCAUCUUCCAGCUCGCCAAAAGAUCGUUGGCCAGAAUCUCCUCCCGUCAUGGGCGGCUUUGGGAGUCAUUAUGGUCGUGAUCAUUGGAGGGUGGUACUUCUUCCUGCCAUUGACUUACGGCUACCCUGGCCUCACGGUGCCCCAAGUCAACGCAAGAAAGUGGCUUGGAUACGAUCUGCACUUUGCGAAAUAG
Molecule: messenger RNA, 2325 nt
Organism: Hyaloscypha bicolor E
Lineage: Eukaryota; Fungi; Ascomycota; Leotiomycetes; Helotiales; Hyaloscyphaceae
Product: glycosyltransferase family 39 protein
Exons: 3
Coding region: 1-2325 (774 amino acids)
Biological process (GO): protein O-linked glycosylation via mannose
Cellular component (GO): membrane; endoplasmic reticulum
Molecular function (GO): dolichyl-phosphate-mannose-protein mannosyltransferase activity
Source: RefSeq, a predicted model, not a curated record